AUGGGCCGCGAAGAUCAGAUUGAAGAGCGCGAGGUGCUCGAUUCCAUUUUUCCAGAGGAAAUCACAGAUCUUUCUGAUACUUCAUACCGGAUAUCUAUCGUCCUUGACGCGCCGGAAAAUGACGUCGAGGAAGCUGAACAGCCAGUGUUGAUCCUGCAGGUCUCAUAUCCUGCAGAUUAUCCCAAUGUUGCUCCGGGGCUCGAAAUAUCCGCUCCCCCAAAUGCCCCCAAACACCCCCGGCUAGAUAUCCAGGAGGACCGGGAUCGGCUUCUUGAAUCCCUACAACCUACAAUUGAGGAGAACCUGGGGAUGGCCAUGGUUUUCACUCUUGUGAGCGCUCUCAAGGAGAAUGCCGAGCUUCUGAUGUCUGAGCGGGUGAAUGCCGUUCAUGCACUGAAGGAGAUGGAAGCCGCUAAGGCUGAAGAAGAGGAGAAUCGAAAGUUCCAGGGCACAGCAGUGACUAAAGAGAGGUUCACAGAGUGGCUGGAGAAAUUCAAGGCGGAGAUGGAGGAAGAGGAGAGGAGGCAACGAGAAGAGAAAGAGGCAGACGAUAAGAAGGCUAAUAAAAAGACUCCGGUCAAGGAAGAGAAGAAGCUGACUGGGAAACAAUUAUGGGAACGUGGCUUGGCUGGAAAGGCAGACCUUGAUGAGGAAGGCGAAGAUGCUUUGCCUGCUGUUGAAAAGCUGAAGGUUGCUGCAUAG
Messenger RNA from Aspergillus alliaceus, 702 nucleotides. Its product is annotated as RWD domain-containing protein. Lineage: Eukaryota; Fungi; Ascomycota; Eurotiomycetes; Eurotiales; Aspergillaceae. The record is from RefSeq and is a predicted model, not a curated record. Bases 1 to 702 code for a protein of 233 amino acids. Gene Ontology annotation, molecular function: protein binding. Gene Ontology annotation, biological process: cytoplasmic translation. The transcript has 2 exons.